Phytophthora sojae is the source of this 816-nucleotide messenger RNA. RefSeq lists its product as hypothetical. The transcript is spliced from 2 exons. The record is from RefSeq and is a predicted model, not a curated record. The annotation marks the transcript as partial. NCBI's taxonomy places the organism in Eukaryota, Oomycota, Peronosporomycetes, Peronosporales, Peronosporaceae.
AUGGCGUCGUCGGGCCUGCUCUUCCAGGGCACCGCGUGGCUGCUCGUGGAGGGGAAGACCACGUUUUACUCGCCUCGCUACAGCGAAGAGCCCGUAUCGGUUAGCAGGCAAUUGCUCCCGUUCUGGAACCAGCCCCAAGUGGUGCUGCAGUUGGGUCAAACCGAGUAUUUGGUGCUCACUUCCAGUCCGGCGGACGCGUCCAAGCGCAGCGGAGACGCCAAGGAGACCAAAAAGUUGCUGCAAUUGACCGUGCGACCGCUGGACGACGUGCGCCGCGCCCAAUUGUACCAAACGGCAGCGCGGGCUCAAGUGCUCGAGCUGUUCGUGGAUGUGGAGCACACGCGUGAUCGACUGCUGCGAUGUCUGCUAGGAGAGAGGCAGCAGCUGCAGCAGCAGGAGGAGAAGGAGGGUGAUAUUGAGCCGGGUAAGAGGCUGCUGGACGACGCCUUUGCAGCGUUGGAGAGGGCGCAGCAGAGUGGGGAUAAAGUGGCAGCUCUGGGGCUGUACAAGGAGGCGGAGAGGGGGUUCUACGAGGCGGAGAAGGUGGUGCCCGACGAGCGGUCGAGGGAGUUCUUGCGCGCGAGGAGAGGCGACUUGCAGAGGACCAUUCGAGGCCUGGAGAGAGAGGUGGAUCAGGCGGCUAGGAGGGGGCUGUCGGCGCCGCCGACUAUGGACAUCAGCGCGCGGUUGGAGGAGCUACGUCGGUUUGCUGCGCAGCAGGACACAGUGGAGGUGCAGCAGGGGAAUCGGACGGACUUGGCAGCUCGAUUGGCGGCGCUGAAGAAUGAGAAGGCUGGGCCGGCACCCCCUGUGGAU